AUGCUAAGCACAUUAUUCAAUACCAUUCGACAACAAAUUAUUGGGCACUUUAAUGGUGGCACAUACUCUCAACGGUCUGGAUUGGUUUCUCUCGGUUGCAACCAUCAAGCCUUUAAAAUUCAUGAUACUUCUCCUUGCUGGACAUCUUCCUCGUUUUCAUCAACAAGUUGUACAACCAUUAUGGACACUACCAGUUCUCCAUCGUAUUCCUCAAACAAUAUCUUUGUCAUUUGUGUGGAUGGGAACAUUGGUGUAGGCAAAUCUCGAUUGUGUAACCUUAUCCAGCAAUUCAUUAAGAGAGAAUUCAAUGACAUUCCACUGUGUCAUGUUGUAGAGAAUGUCGAAAAGAAUAUUGAUUUGUUCAAGCUCUAUCUCUCGAAUCAGUGUGAGCAUGGUUUGGAUUUUCAAAAAUGGAUCAUUUCGGAUAAGGUCGAGCAAUUUGUAGAACAGUAUGGCCAAACGAACUCGAAACGAAUGAUUGUGUUAAUGGAUCGAUCAUUGUUGGCUGACAGACAUGUGUUUGUACGGAAUUUGGUUGAGAAGAAUCUCUUGACUCCAGAGCAACAUGGCCUAUAUAUCGAAUAUUUUGAACAGUUGUUGAGAAAGCAUCCCAGAAAUUUGUUUUAUCCUGAUUUUCAUAUUGUGAUCGAUGCUUGUAUUGACACUGCUAUGGAAAGGAUUAGCAGGAGAAAUCGAGUCGGAGAAAGCUCAGUCUACACGAAAGAUUAUUUGGAGUUGAUUGAAAGAUUCCACAAAGAUAUGUACCAGUCACUGUUAUCGGAAUAUGCUGGAAUUGACAGAGGUAUAAACAACAGCAAGUUGUUCAGGUUUGACAAUAAUACGAAUCACAACAUUACGUCCAUUGAUCAGAUUCCAAAUCUAUUUGUUCAUAGCAUUUCCACAGAAUGCUAG
Naegleria lovaniensis is the source of this 912-nucleotide messenger RNA. RefSeq lists its product as uncharacterized. Gene Ontology annotation, molecular function: deoxynucleoside kinase activity. Gene Ontology annotation, cellular component: cytoplasm. The record is from RefSeq and is a predicted model, not a curated record. Lineage: Eukaryota; Heterolobosea; Eutetramitea; Acrasida; Naegleriidae. The coding region runs from base 1 to 912 and encodes 303 amino acids. The transcript has a single exon.